AUCACCAAGGACCGCCACCACGCCAUCGGACGGCUAGUGAUCACUAAAGCGCCGCCAUCCUCCAACAGCAGCAACACUGACGCUACCAUCGCUAGCUCCACCACACCGGCCACCGUCGACGGCAGCCGCAACCCAAGGGUUCAGGGAGAAAGGAGUGAGGCUUUGAAGGCUUAG
Messenger RNA from Dovyalis caffra, 174 nucleotides. The record is from the annotation of a GenBank genome assembly. NCBI's taxonomy places the organism in Eukaryota, Viridiplantae, Streptophyta, Magnoliopsida, Malpighiales, Salicaceae.